GCACCCAUUACUCCAACAUCGAGGCCAAUGAGAGUGAGGAGGUCCGGCAGUUCCGGAGGCUCUUUGCCCAGCUGGCUGGGGAUGACAUGGAGGUCAGUGCCACAGAACUCAUGAACAUUCUCAACAAAGUCGUGACCCGACAUCCUAAUCUGAAGACUGAUGGUUUUGGCAUUGACACAUGUCGCAGCAUGGUGGCCGUUAUGGAUAGUGACAUGACCGGCAAGCUGGGCUUCGAGGAAUUCACGAACUUGUGGAACAAAAAGUGGCAGGCCAUAUACAAACAGUUUGACAUUGACUGUUCAGGGACCAUUGGCAGCAGUGAACUCCCAGGGGCCUUUGACGCAGCAGGAUUCCGCCUGAAUGAGCAUCUCUACAACAUGAUCAUCCGACGCUACUCAGAUGAAGGAGGGAACACUGAUUUUGACAACUUCAUCAGCUGCCCGGUCAGACUGGAUGCGAUGUUCCGUGCCUUCAAAUCUCUUGACAAAGAUGGCACUGGACAAGUACAGGUGAACAUCCAGGAGUGGCUGCAGCUGACCAUGUAUUCCUGAACAGGAGUCCCAGACCUGCACCCUCAUCACCUCGCUGUAGGAGUCACCUUGGACUCUUCAGUCUCCCCUAGGCCUGAUCCUGUUUGCAGGCACAUCUUCAUGGCUCCUGCUGACCCACAGGCCUUUCUGUUCUCCCAGCCCUUGGCACCCGGAUUCUCAGUCAACAGCCAGGGCCCAACAUGCUUCAACACACCCUGCCCCAGCACGCCCAUCUCACAUCUACUCCAUAACCCCUCUCUUGCAUCUGUGCCAAGCCCAAUGUUUGUGUUGCUUGCACACCCCAAGGGCCCUUCUCUCAGUUCUGGGAGGAUCACUCCAGUCCCUACACACCCUGGCACACCCACUCAGUUACCACCCAGGCAGCUGAACUCCAGGCCAUAAAAGGUCACAUGCCCCAGUGCCUUUGUCUGUAUUCUGCUCCCAGCCUGCCAGGCCCAGGAGGAAAUAAAUGCACCCUAGUUGCUGCUCUCUCUGAAAAAAAAAAA
This is a messenger RNA of Eubalaena glacialis (North Atlantic right whale), 1036 nucleotides long. Its product is annotated as calpain small subunit 1-like. The record is from RefSeq and is a predicted model, not a curated record. Gene Ontology annotation, molecular function: calcium ion binding. The transcript has a single exon. Lineage: Eukaryota; Metazoa; Chordata; Mammalia; Artiodactyla; Balaenidae. The coding region runs from base 87 to 551 and encodes 154 amino acids.